AUGGAGACCCCGGUCAGAACAUCCCGGCGCGGCGCAGCCACCCCAGACCGCUCCCCCAAGCGAGACCCGGCCCGCCCCCCGCCCAGCCCACCGCGCAACACCCCCCACCCCGGCCUCGCGAUGACCCUACCCCCCCACGCCCAGCCCACACCCCAGACCGAUCCCACUGAGACCAUGUCCCAGCAACACCCGCAACGCCCCGCCGACACCACGCCCAGCCCCACAACACCACCUACAGGCCCCAGCGAACCCCUGGCCUUCGGCCCCACGGCAACACCCCAGACCGCCCCGCGAACCGCUGCCCCUUGCACAUACCCCAGACCGUGCCUCGCGAACCCCAGAACCGCCCCGGCCCCGGCAAACACCCAGACCGCCGGCAGAAACCCCAACACCGGCCCUUCGCCCCGCAACCCUCGAACCUCCCUUUUCCAUUUCCUGCUCGUAGGCAUAGGGCUGGACUCCUGUGUCAUUCCGCUCAGGCAUGGGGGUCUCUCCCUUGUGCAGACCACAGACUUCUUCUAUCCACUGGUUGAGGAUCCCUACAUGAUGGGCCGCAUCGCCUGUGCCAAUGUGCUGAGUGAUCUCUAUGCCAUGGGCAUCACCGAGUGCGACAACAUGCUGAUGCUGCUGAGUGUCAGCCAGAAAAUGACGGAUGAGGAGCGUGAAAAGAUUAUGCCACUGAUCAUCAAAGGCUUCCGGGAUGCGGCGGAGGAUGGCGGGACGUCAGUGACAGGCGGGCAGACUGUGUUGAAUCCCUGGAUCAUCGUCGGGGGCGUUGCUACUGUGGUGUGCCAGCCCAACGAAUUCAUCAUGCCAGACAGUGCAGUUCCUGGAGAUGUGCUGGUGCUGACCAAGCCGCUGGGCACGCAGGUGGCUGUCAACGCUCAUCAGUGGCUGGAUAAUCCCGACAGGUGGAAUAAGAUUAAGCUGGUAGUGUCCAAAGAGGAUGUGGAGCUGGCCUACCAGGAAGCCAUGUUCAGUAUGGCCAUGCUGAACAGGACAGCUGCCAGUUUGAUGCACACUUUCAAUGCUCACGCUGCCACCGACAUCACGGGCUUUGGGAUCUUGGGCCAUGCACAAAACCUGGCCAAGCAGCAGCGCAGCGAGGUGUCUUUUGUCAUCCACAACUUGCCCAUCAUCGCCAAGAUGGCUGCCAUCAGCAAGGCCUGCGGGAAUCGUUUUGGGCUGCUGCAGGGGACAUCCCCAGAGACAUCAGGAGGGCUGCUAAUCUGCUUGCCCCGGGAACAGGCUGCCCGCUUCUGUGCUGAAAUCAAGUCUCCCAAAUACGGGGAGGGGCACCAGGCCUGGAUCAUCGGCAUUGUGGAGAAGGGGAACCAGACUGCGCGCAUCAUUGACAAGCCGCGCAUCAUCGAAGUGAUGCCCCGGGGCGCCACGGCCUCCCCCCAGGACAACAACUCAAGCACCAGCCCUGAAGCGGCCUCGUGAGAUGGCAGACCCUCCUUCCUUUGGACACUAUAGGCCUCUGCCCGCAGACGCAGGGCUGGCUGGGUGUCUUGACUUUGGGAAUGGGAAUCACAGAAUCAUAGGACAUCUAAUCCAGUCCUCUGCACUUAUGGCAGGAAUGCGCUAUACCAUCCUUCCCUUGAGAUCUGUGCUCUUCUCACGGUGCAGCAGGUGUUGAUCUUUCUCCCCAACUCAGAGAAGCACCAUGAUCAAACGGCUCCCCUUCCCAAGGUCAGGGUGGCUGAGGCGAGGCCCUUACAAACUGCCUGAGCUGAGUGUCACGCGAUGCAGCCUCCUCCACAGACUGAUUCAGGGGGUUAAUAUGGCUGAUUGAUUCCUGCAGAUGAAAUAAAUUAGUUAUUUAUUAAGGAUAAAUGCAGAUAAUGCAGAGCAGCAGGUAAUUUCUAUCUGGAAUUAUUUAUUGGAAUAUUUUGACAAGCUCUCAGGCUCCCCCAGCCUUUGUUCAGACUGAGCAGCUAGUAUAAAGGCUGGGAGGGUUGGUAUAAGCCAUGUGGCUGGGCAUAUGCCUUUCCUCUCUUUAAUGAAGCUCUUCCCCUUAAACCCACCCUGGGGCUAGGAGGAGUCGAGGACCCCCAGAGGGCAGGGCACGAGCUCAGCCAGGUGGAUUGCUUCUUGGGUUGUAAAUUCCUGGUGAUUGAUUGAAUAAAUACCAAUUUCUAUA
Molecule: messenger RNA, 2146 nt
Organism: Chelonoidis abingdonii (Abingdon island giant tortoise)
Lineage: Eukaryota; Metazoa; Chordata; Testudines; Testudinidae
Product: selenide, water dikinase 2-like
Biological process (GO): L-selenocysteine biosynthetic process
Cellular component (GO): cytoplasm
Molecular function (GO): ATP binding; selenide, water dikinase activity
Source: RefSeq, a predicted model, not a curated record